AUGGUAUUGGCAUCACUUGAACAAGAUGGAAGCCUGGAGCCUGCAGAAGCUGCGAGCCCAGAUCCUAUGGAUGUUGACGGAGAAGCUACAGAAGCUCAGUCCAUAUCGAGGGAUUCUUUACUAACGAAAGAUCAAUGGUCGGCUAUACAGCAGAUCACGGAAAAGGUGUAUAAGUACAGAACUAAGGAAAAGGUCAAUAAGCGUCUGAUACCGGAUUACUAUGACGUGAUAAAGGAACCUGUCGCGUUAAGCACCUUGAAAAACAAGAUUUUACGGAAAGCUUAUGUCAAUUUUGAGGAAUUCGUGAGGGACGCUGCUUUGAUAUCUCACAAUGCUCAAACAUACAAUAGACCCGAAGCUGGAGCAUAUCACGAUGCGAUCACUCUGCGGGAUAUAUUCCAAAAAGAGUUCAUAAAGCUGGUUGACCAGAGCGUUAUUACCUCCGAAGCUUCGGAAUAUCCAGAUCUUGGAGAGCUUCCGGCUGUGGAAGAUGUUGUGGCCCCUGCCGAGGUUGAAGAGGAAGAAGAAGACGAGGAGGAAGAAGACGAGGAGGAGGAUGAUGAUGAAGAUGAGGACGAAGACUCAGAAGAAGAGGGUGGCAAACGUCGUCGGAGAAGGGGGCACGAUCCGUCGCCUCGAUCAUGA
This is a messenger RNA of Bacidia gigantensis, 645 nucleotides long. RefSeq lists its product as uncharacterized. The record is from RefSeq and is a predicted model, not a curated record. Gene Ontology annotation, biological process: chromatin remodeling. Gene Ontology annotation, molecular function: protein binding. Gene Ontology annotation, cellular component: RSC-type complex. The transcript is spliced from 2 exons. Bases 1 to 645 code for a protein of 214 amino acids. Lineage: Eukaryota; Fungi; Ascomycota; Lecanoromycetes; Lecanorales; Ramalinaceae.